AUGAAACUAUUCAAUUCAAUCAUACUUUUAGCUGGUGUUCAAAUCCCAUUAGUCUUAUCCAAAUUGAUUCAGAACAUUGAAACAUUUGAACUCAAUGAAAACUCGCCAAUAAAAUGCUUCAACCUUGAGUUAAUUCAUGGGAAAACUCAUUUGAAACUUGAAGCAAAUGGAGUACCACACCAACAAUUGCCGUUGAAUGUCCACCGAAAUACAAAACUUUUGCGUAUGGAUAAAGAUAAAGGUGAUAAAGAUUUCCGAGCUGAACUGCAAUCUUUCAACAUUUAUGAAACUUUGGUUGAUGGAUAUGAAACGCAAGAGCUUAACCUUUAUGAACCGGGACAAUAUUGUGUUCUGUUUAAUGAAAACAAAGAAUAUACUGCAACAUUUAAUUCCAAAGCCACGUUGGUUGAAAACUUUGAUACAAUUGAUAUUUCAAGUGAAGCUUAUAAGCAUGCCAUUUCUGCUAUUAUUGGAGGAUUGAUUAUUGCUGGAAUUGUUGCCAAGUAUCAAAUUACUGGAUUAUCCAAUAUUUCUCCUAUUUCUGCUAGAAUCUUUUCACUUUUGGUGGUGUAUUUUGUGUUUAAUUCUGCAAUGAUGAUUUUGGAAUGGUACUGUUAUUAUAGUCCUUCGUCGUUUAGUUAUUUGUUUGUUGAAAAUUAUUUCAAAAACAUUGUGGGUAGUAUUAUAACUUGUUGGGAUACUUAUGUCACCAUUAUGAUUUAUUUUGGAAGUGGAUUCAAAAACCUUGGGUAUAAGGCUCCAUCUAAUACUUCUUGGGUGAAAAGAAUAAUCUUGGGAUCACUUUUAUUUGUUUCUAUUGCCUCGUCUUCGAAAAUCACAAAAACAGUUUUGAAGAGAUCAAUUGUUCUUGAUAAUAAGCUUCAAGAUGUGUUUAUUUAUUUUGAUCCAAAGGACUCUUUUUUGAGAAAUAGCUUUAUCUCCACUAUUUUCAAGUGGAUUACGGCGAUUUUAGGAGGCGGUCUUUUGGUGUGCGUGACAGUUCUUCCAUUUGUUUAUGGAUACGUCAUCUAUAAUAGAUUCACUAGAACUGGGGAAUAUGUGAAUCAGCAAUUAAUGAAAAACACAUUGUUAUACCAUGGGAUAUAUGCAUGGGUUAUUGGGUCGGCCUUGUACUAUUAUUUUGAUGUAAUGAAAUUGAUUGAGGAUUAUGUUCCUUUAGUUAUUUUAUGGUUGAUCUGGUACUCUGAGAGACCAUACGUUGCAUUAAAAGGUCUUGAAGAUGAUUUGGGGCACUUGAAAGGUAUAAAGGAGUUCUAUUUGUAG
Molecule: messenger RNA, 1284 nt
Organism: Candida dubliniensis CD36
Lineage: Eukaryota; Fungi; Ascomycota; Pichiomycetes; Serinales; Debaryomycetaceae
Exons: 1
Coding region: 1-1284 (427 amino acids)
Source: RefSeq, a predicted model, not a curated record